Messenger RNA from Mycosarcoma maydis (corn smut), 1263 nucleotides. Its product is annotated as putative 26S proteasome non-atpase regulatory subunit Rpn6. The coding region runs from base 1 to 1263 and encodes 420 amino acids. Lineage: Eukaryota; Fungi; Basidiomycota; Ustilaginomycetes; Ustilaginales. The record is from RefSeq and is a predicted model, not a curated record. Gene Ontology annotation, biological process: ubiquitin-dependent protein catabolic process. Gene Ontology annotation, molecular function: protein binding; structural molecule activity. The transcript has a single exon. Gene Ontology annotation, cellular component: proteasome regulatory particle, lid subcomplex.
AUGACGGUAGCGCAGACAGUAGCACAGGCUGACGAGGCCAUCAAGGCAGGGAACAACCAGGAGGGUGAGCGAAUCCUCAAAUCAAUCCUUACGAAUCAGUCGACUUCUACUGACGAUGCGCAGCUCAAGGAGCAAGAAGCCGCGCUCCUACGUCUGGGAGGUCUCUACCGCGAUACCCAAAACGCCGAAGCGCUCGCAGAGACCGUGCGUUCCUCACGCACAUUUAUGAGCUCUAUCGCCAAGGCCAAGACUGCCAAGCUGGUGCGCACGCUCAUCGACUACUUUGAAGGUAUCCCCGGUAGCCAGCAAACGCAAAUUCAGGCGACCAAGGAGAACGCCGAGUGGGCCAAGUCGGAAAGGCGUAUCUUCCUCAAGCAGAAUCUCGAGACCAAACUUAUCGGACUCUACUUUGAUAGCAAGAACUACCGCGAGGCGCUGCCAUUGAUCGAUACGCUGUUGCGCGAGCUCAAAAAGCUCGACGACAAGAUGAUCCUCACCGAAGUUCACCUGCUCGAAUCCAAGGUCAAUCAUGCCAUCUCGAACCUUCCCAAAGCCAAAGCGGCAUUGACGUCAGCGAGGACGGCGGCUAACUCGAUCUACUGUCCACCUACGCUACAGGCCCAACUCGACAUGCAAGCCGGUGUAUUGCACGCGGAAGACAAGGACUACACCACCGCGUAUUCGUACUUUUUCGAAACGCUCGAGGGGUUUGCAUUGCAGGAGGAUGCAAGAGCACCGCUGGCGUUGAAGUACAUGUUGCUGUGCAAGAUCAUGCUCAACCUGUCAGACGACGUCAACAGCAUCAUCAGUGGCAAACAUGCAACCAAGUACGCGGGUAGGGACGUGGACGCCAUGAAGGCCGUUGCCAAGGCGCACGAGGAUCGAAGUCUAGAAGGCUUCGAACAGGCACUUCGUACGUACAAGGAGGAACUCUCCAACGACCCUAUUGUCAAAAACCACCUAUCGGCACUGUACGAUACGCUGUUGGAGCAGAAUCUGUUGAGGGUGAUCGAGCCGUAUUCCAGGGUCGAGAUCGCUCACAUUGCCAAGGAGGUGCGACAACCCGUGCGCGAGGUAGAGGUUAAAUUGAGCCAAAUGAUCCUGGACAAGGUCUUCCACGGCAUAUUGGACCAGGGCGCAGGUUGUCUGGUCGUCUACGAUCAGCCGGUGGAGGAUAAGACGUAUCAGGUGACACUGGAUACGCUCAAACAUGUAGGAAAUGUGAUCGACUCACUGUACAAGAAAGCCAACAAGCUAUCGUAG